AUGUCGAUUUUCAUGUACAAUAAUAACAUGCCUUAUGAAAUCCUUGCGGUGUGUGGUAACCUAUGUUAUCUGACCAUCACACCCACGGGACCCGUAUCGGUUGAAGCUCUUGUGGGCACCAAUGUGACGCUCGGUGUGUCCCACGCUGGUGUCUCUCGGCCCGAGGUCAUGUGGUUUAUGGGAGACCGGCUGAUCGCCAGAUGGACCGUUGGUGACGGCUCACUUUCAGGUGUUGCUUUAGACAUUUUAAAGCCAGAACCGGACGGAUCCCUCACCUUCAGAAAUAUGUCCCUUAGUUAUAACGGUAGAUACACUGUGGAAAUGACUAAAAUCGGGGAGGCAAAGGUCAGCGCUACAUUUGACCUCGUUGUUUACGAUAUCAUCAUGAAUGCAUCCCUGCACACUGAUUCAGACGACUGCGUUGAGGGGGAAGCCAAGUUCUCCUUGUAUUACAGCACAAUGCGAGGGGAGGCCAAAGAGGUGCGCUGGUUUUUUAAUGGGCUCCAGGUAAUAAAUGCAUCUCAUUAUUCCAUCGCUGGACAGAAACUCACAAUAAACCAGCCCAGGAGGAGUGAUGCGGGUCGCUAUACUGUAUCACUAACCAACCCGUUCAGCAACGAGACGCUUUACAGGAACAUCACAGUGCUGUAUGGACCUGAUAGGCCGGUUCUCAAGGUCAGUCCCACAAAAGCAGUCUUUGUUUCGGGAGAGUCUCUGUUCCUCUCCUGUCAGGCCGAGGGUGAACCGGCCCCCUCCACAUCGUGGUUUCUCAAUGGAGAGUCUAUUGCAACGUCUGGAACUGGAACAGUCCAUCUCAGCAAUAUUAAGACGAGUCAAAGUGGCGUUUACACUUGCGUGAUGGUCAACGCCAGAACUAAGGCCACUCUUCAGAGAAACCUCACUGUAAUUAUCUAUGAGGCUCCCAGUGGCGGGCCGGCGUGUUCAGUCCAGGCCGUGAGUGGAGCAUCGCUGCAGUUCCUCUGUCUGUGGCCAGGAGGCGCUCCAGAAGCACAGCUGUCUUUCCCCGGCCUGAGCCAGAAUGCCAGUGGAUACGGCAAUUACAGCAUCACUAUCAAUGACACUCAGAGAUUACAUGGACAAGAAAUCAUCUGUAAAGCUGACCAUCCUCUGAAUCAGACGCACUGCCGUGUCAUUCCCCGUGCUCCUGUGGAUUUUCUGCCUGUAAUCUUAACCAGCAUGAGUGAAGAUGAACGGACGACGGUUGUGAUCCGCUGCUCUGCUGAUGCCACACCUCAAGCCCUUGUGCGCUGGAUCAAGAAUGGAGACCGCUUGCAAACUGGGUCCAAAUACCAGAUCAGUACAGACACAACUCAGCUGUUUAUUCACGAUUUUAAUGCCACUUCUUCAGACCUGGACACCUACACCUGCGCUGCCAUCAACCCUCUCGGAAACACAACCAUGGACACGACGCUGCUCGGCCCUCAAAUCUCAAAUUCAAGUGUUUUCCUGAGUGACGAUCAAACAGAAGUAACUCUAAUGUGGCAUGUUCCUCUCACCUCUGUGAUUACAGGUUUUGUUCUCCAGAUGAAGGGCCCAGAGCUCUCAAGCCCGUCUCAACCCAAACGCAACAUCAUGACAGACUUCCACACCGUCCGACUGAUGCCGGCCUCGGCCAGAAACACAACCGUCUCAGGAAUCGACCCAAAAUCCACUUACUACUUCAGGAUGAUCCCUAAAGCCGGCAGAAGCGCAGGAGAACCAUCAGAGCAGCUUCGGAUUGGACCAGCCGCUGGUCUCAGUGGAGCGUCCAUCGCUGGUUUCGCUGCUGGGAUCCCCUGUGCUGUUCUCCUCCUCCUUAUCCUGCUGGGCUUCCUCUACUGCGGGACACGCGAUCGAGGCCCCAGGUAUCCUGUGUCUAGAGCCGUAGAGAAGGUCGUGGUCUGUCGAUCUACUCUGAAGCCUCAGAAUCUGCUGAGAGGACGACUGAAAGCUCCUCCUGAGUACAGACUCCAGCAGCCUGAGCGAUCGGGUCCUUUGCCCUCGCUGAACCCGUGUGUGAGAAUGGCCACCACAGUGUGAAUCUGAGUGAGUUCACCCUUAACCUAUAGAGAGCCUAAGCCCCUCCCCUUCCGGUCGACCAUGGGACCUUAUUCUGGAAAA
Pimephales promelas (fathead minnow) is the source of this 2121-nucleotide messenger RNA. NCBI's taxonomy places the organism in Eukaryota, Metazoa, Chordata, Actinopteri, Cypriniformes, Leuciscidae. The record is from RefSeq and is a predicted model, not a curated record.